AUGCUGUUUAGUUCCCUGACCGUGAAGAGGCUACCGUCGGUUUUGCUGGCUGGAGAGUCCCCUCGCCGUCUCAAGAUCUCUCUGAUCUCGGAGAUGAUUUUGUUUUCAACUUCUGGGUGUUUCUGUAUCACCCAGCAGAACCAUGAAAGCGCAACAGAGCUUGUGUCUCGUCCAGCUAAGAUGAAACUUGUGCAAAAUUGUCUAAAAAACCUAACGGUGGAAGGAUCAAUCUCGUUACCUUUUCUACGGCUCUCUAUCUGA
This is a messenger RNA of Thlaspi arvense, 261 nucleotides long. Lineage: Eukaryota; Viridiplantae; Streptophyta; Magnoliopsida; Brassicales; Brassicaceae. The record is from the annotation of a GenBank genome assembly.